AUGGUUAAUAGCCCUUCAUUUCACUUUAAUCUUCAAUUCUAUGCCAUAAACUUUAAACUUGAUGUGAAUGAUUAUCAUUCUUAUUGCAGGAUCGUAUUAGGGGUUGCAUUCUCGAUGUUCAUCAUAGGCACAUUAGCCAACUCAAGAUCAAGAGAAUCUUGUGGGAUAUCAAAUAAUCGGACCAAAACCAUACUUACCCCUAAUCGGUUUCUAUCCAUCGGAGGGAUUUUGUGUUUUAUUCAUGCAUUGUUCAAUGUUGCCUAUUAUGUUUCUGUCACUGCUUCAAGAAGGGAAGAGAAGAGGCAACAAAGCCCCAAUUAAUCAUUCACUUACCAAAUGUUUCAGAUACAAUGCC
Messenger RNA from Arachis ipaensis, 355 nucleotides. Lineage: Eukaryota; Viridiplantae; Streptophyta; Magnoliopsida; Fabales; Fabaceae. The record is from RefSeq and is a predicted model, not a curated record.